Molecule: messenger RNA, 3658 nt
Organism: Myzus persicae (green peach aphid)
Lineage: Eukaryota; Metazoa; Arthropoda; Insecta; Hemiptera; Aphididae
Exons: 10
Coding region: 2198-3556 (452 amino acids)
Source: RefSeq, a predicted model, not a curated record
AUUAAUUUAGUAGUAUUAUAUUAAUUUCUAUCGUAAUAGGUUGGGAAUUAUUAUUGUUAUUACCUAUACAUAUUACAGUAGAAAUCUCGACCGCCCAUUUUCCGGAGGUCCAAUUUUAAGCGGUCUACCAUCUUUUUAUGUCGUGUUCGAUUACUUAAUACGAUAUAUCUUUUAAAUCGUAAACAGUCGUAUACGACGUGCGCUUGCGUUUUUAUCGUCGCGGCCGUUUUUUGAAUUUUUCGUUGCCAACGAGUUUAUCAUCGUAUACCACCUAUAUAGAUAACACUGUUAUUAUUAUUGUUAUUGUUGUUGUACGGUGUGCGGGAGUAGUUUUUAAAACCUUUGCACGCUUUUGAAAACGUAACCGUUCUUGCCGGCCGGAAAACCUCGGGAUUCGCGCAGUGUCUGCCGCGCACGGUCGAUCGAGAAUUUCCCACAUUGGUGUCUGGUCCGGACAGCGCAAAACCGUCGGCGGCACGAACAAUCGAAGCUCUAAGGACGUCGGCAUGCGCCCAGUGUAUAUCACUUCUUCGAGAGUACGACAGUCAUCCGAGCUGCUGUAGUGUGUGCCUGCGAUUUGUUCGGCGGAUUUGUCGAUCGCGCAAGUUUCAAGUUUAUAGAGACAAAAUCCGAGCGUUCAAGGUUGACAUUCUCACGGACGCGCGCUCUGCCCCGGUGCGGUGCGCGCUAAUAAUAAUACCGCCGCGACCAGUCGUUAAUAUAAUAUUAUCGUUUGUUAAUAAUAUUAUAUUAUAUUAUAUUAUACUACAUUAUAUUUAUAAUUAUGUAUCGUAUUACACACAGUACUAUACCGUCGUAUAGUGUUAUUAUGGUACCUAGGUAGGUAUAUAGGUACCUACUUAAUUAAUGCCUACUCGAGUGUUGCUUGUCGUUUUCGGCAAUAUCAUUAAAUUGACAAUAAUCAUAGGCGUCGGAGGAUAGUCACCCGGUCUAAGCAUUUUUUACUAUUUGCGUAACCGUUCACGUCUGGUUUGGACGCGUCCUGCUUCUGCUGCUGCUCGUUUUCGAAACAACUUGUUGUGGGGGGUAGUACUCGGCCGUUUUCGGCACUCCCGGGUCGAUACAAUUUCUACAUUAGAUUAUUUGGGACCCGGGUAGGUAUACACGUAUACAAAUAUUUUUACCUAUAAAUAAUAUGUACGAAAACGAAACUAAUUAUAAUAAUGAGAAAGUUAUUGUUGCCCGAAGGUAAACACCUCUCUCCCCUUCUAUUAGCAAAAUUUCGGCGCAUGGUAUUGCAACUUGUGAAUUAUCGACUAGGUACCUUCCUAAAUAGUAAAUAUACCCAACUAUCAUUCGAAUUUAACUAGUGUUAACUAAACAUUGUUUUUAAAAUAAUACAAACGACACUCGUGCUAUGAUUUUUCUUUUUUUACACGUUUACGUCGACAUUUUUACCUAUAUCGCCUGUGUAUCCUUGUUUUCAGAAGCGAACGGAAAAUAUGGAUUGGAUAUGAUGACAAAAAAAAAUAUAUAUAUAUUGGGUUCUGUACUUGGCUAAGUAAACAUAGGCUUUUCGCAAACAUAUUAGUGUAAAAGUGAAAUUUGCUGAUUGUGUCAUUAACUCUUGAACUUGAAAUACACUUAACAAAAUAUCUCAACAAUCAUAAUGAAGCCAGAAAUUACAACUGAAAAUGUCAAGUCUGAUAAUUUUUUUUUGUUUUCAUGGAUUUCCAAACAAUUGUUAUAUAUAAUAUAUUAUAUAUAUGAUGCUCAUUUAAAUCUAUUUUUUAAUUUCCAGGAAGCAGAAGCUUUUAUUUUUGUGAUUAAAAUUUCAUAUUGGGUCGACUUCCAUGGUGGUGGUGGGAAUUUGGUGUUUUCAGAUUGUCUCAACUUUCAGUUUAGACAUUUCAUCUCUUUUAAUUACUUUAUUAUGAUAUCUUCUUUUCAUAAAAGAUGGUUAAAACUUACACAUUUACUUGUAGAAACGAAACUUAGCUGAUAAUAUUCUAAGAGUGGGUACAUUUACCUAAUGAUGGAUGUAAUCUAUGAUGAACAAGGACAUUUCGAUCAUCAGAUUUUUGUCGUCUACAAAUCACAUAUAACUUAAAUAAGAUUAUUCAAGAUAUCUUUUGCUGAUAAAUUUGACAAUUAGAUUGGAUUAUGAUAAAGCAUUAAUAUAGCUUUCGAAUUGAUCUAUUAGUUAAAUAAUAUUUUAUAUUAUCUGUUAACUACCAUGAGCGUUAAUGUUGGUCUUGAAGACUCUUAUCAAAAUAGUCACAACGGGGCUUUUCAAUCUUGUAGACCCAUUAAAGCUCUGAUGAUGUAUGUACAACGUAGAAAUUCAAUAAUGGGGAAUGAACCGUGUGACAACAAUAUUAGGAUGCCCUCAAGUAGUUGGUCUGAUAGUACAUCGCAAAAUAUUCAUCUCAAAUUAACAUGUCAAGAAACAUAUCUUAAGGAUACAACUACAUGGUCAGAUAUGCAAUACGAAGCGGAAGAUACAGUUAGUGAGAUAAAAUAUUAUUACCCCAAAAAGAGGUUUUUGGAAAAAGCUGAAAUGGAAGCCGAUCAAAUUGAUACAGCAGAAAGAAAUUUAUCUUCCCAAAAUCACUCUCCUACUAACCAUUUAGGGGUAUCUACUAAAUGCCUAAAAGAGACUAUUCUUCAAUGCCGUAAUGCUUUCAAGGACGAUCCUAAAAAGCCAAAUACUGAAGCAUCUGAGUUCCUACAACGUACUUUUGGUGAUGUUACCAAGAAUAAUAAUUUAGACACCGAGGAAAAUAUGAAUCUCUGUGUUCAAACUGCUCAAGAUCAAAAGACUGAACCAUAUUAUCGGUCUGGGUACAAAAAAUUCACUUUAAGGCGUAAUGAAGAAGACUCAAAUGACUCAAACGUUAUAGAAACCCCUACAGUGAUUGAACAGUUACCAGUUAACUUAAUUGAACAAAUUGAAGUAAAUGAACCUAGAGGAAGAAUAAAUAGGGCUUGUAAAGGAGUACGUUACCAACAAUUCAUGAACGAUACAUUAUCAAAACGUCAAAAUAAAAAAAUGGGACCAAAAAAGUUAGUGAGCACUGAUGAUACAGUUACAAAACGUCGUAAGGGUAAGAAAUGUAACAUAAAAGAAGAAAAUAAUCAAGCUCCUGAAAUAAGUUCAUUACCAAUUCAAUCUCGUCGUGAAACAAGAAAUAGUGCCAAAGCAGCUGCACUGCGCAAACUAAAAGAAAACACUGACGAAAUAAUUGAAGAUAAUAAAAGAAAACAGAUUUCUGAUGAUAUAACUAAAGAACUAGAUUCUACUUCAAUCAUGGUAGUUCCUAAAAAACGUUUUAGAACAAAUGAAAAUGACAAUAAAUGUGAAACUGCUGAGGAACCUAAAAGACUGCCUUCACCAAUAUCUUCAGAAGCUAGUUCCAGUAGAUUAUCAAGUCCAGAAUCCAGUACUAGUAGUACCUCUACACAUGUUCACUAUAAAAAGCGUGUAUCACGAACAUUUGCUGAAAGUCAAAAUAAUACAAAUCCUACUUCGUCUGACACCAAUGUCAACUUACAAACUUUAGCAGAUGUUGCCUUACGAGGUAUUCCAUUUUGAUUGUCGAUUAACAAUUAUUACCAGUACUAAAAAAAUUACAUUACCUGACCAGUGGCUCAGUAGACGGUUGAUAUUCUCACUGGCUGUUAUUUUUUAAUAAAA